UUGAAAGAGAAGAAAUUAUUCUACAAACUUUACAAUUAAUUUUCUGAUUUUGGUCCAUAAAGUCUAGCAGCGUAAAAAGUUGCAUUUUUUUUCUAAUUCCCUAAGUUAUAUAUGGCUGAGAAAGGUAGUGGGAAGAGGUUUUCUCACACGAAGGGCAAGGGAUCAGGGAAAGUGAUGUCAAAACCAUCACCAGAAUCGUUAGAUCCAUCAUCUCCAGCUCCUCACAUUCCUCACAUAAAAUGUCAGGAUAAUGCUGAUGCUUUACCAAAAUAUUAUUCAGCACUGACUCGUUCAGCAAACAGUGAACUACCACCUGAUGACCUCGAACCCAUUCAAUCUGAGCUCGAAGCUUUACUUUCAACAGUGGCACUACGAUACCGAGUAUUAAAAUCGGAACUAGAGUCUAGUGAUAGUCGAAGAACAAAACAUCUCGAUCGAGCUCCAAUAUCACCUGACAAACGAAGACGUGGGGCGCCAAGUAGUAGUGGAAAACCUCGAAAAUUCUCCUCCGGAAAUUCUCCUCUUAAUCACCCGCCUAAUAAAAUCUCAAAAUUAAAGACAUCGUCAGUUUCUCCCGCGCCAAGUCAACACACAGACGACAGUUCAGAUGUAUCACUUCAUAAUCCAAAAAAUCUUUAUCAUCGCAAUGACACUCCGAACAAAUUCUGGCUCUCUAUAGAACCUUACACAGUGCCAAUCACACAAGAAGAUAUCAGAUUACUUGAUGGGCUGUUAGAAGAGUAUUCAGGCACGUUGGCACCUCAAAUUCCUGAGCUUGGACCACAUUAUACAACUCAAUGGGGUAUUGAAGAACACAAGGAAGAGCAAGAUGUUGGACAUCCGCAAAUAAAAGGAAAAAAGACUUCAAACUUCCAACAAAACGGUGAUGUUAUGCGAGUGUUAAGAAAUAGCAAGAAGAUGGGAGAUGGAAUUACUGGGCCCUUUACUCAAAGGCUUGUAAGCGCACUUAUGGAAGAAAAUAUGAUCGGUGAUGGACAUUCGACAGCAACAGCUACAACAACAAGCACAGAGAAUUCCAACAGUAGUCUUGAAAACAUACCAAAUAAUACAAAUAUGGUGCAUACGCGGAGUGCUGCAAAUCUUCUUAAAAAUGGUAUCGCAGCUGAGAGGCGGAUACGAAAAGAAUUGAUAGAACAGGGAAUAUUGGAAGCAAAAGAUGCUGUGCCAAGUGGAGAGAGGCAGGAUGAUGUUGAUGAAGUUCUAAUGGAGAUCCAACGUGUAAGAUCUGAUCUUAUGGCUAUCGCUGAGUCGAAUACAAGCCAAUUAGCGACUCUUAAAGAAGUAGCAUUAAAUGAGAUAAAACGCUUAGAAAUCAAAAAGAAACUUGACGAUGUUGAUCAUGAAAUUAUUGAGCAUCAUAAGCGUAUUCAAUUAGCGAAACAGAAAGGACGCUCGCUACCAAAAUCAGAGCGUGAUGAAAUUUUACGACUGACGGAGAAACAGAAAAAGUUGAGUCAUGAAUUAGAUUGUCUCAAUGUUCCGGGUUAUACGCUGAGCUUUCUUACCUAA
Molecule: messenger RNA, 1530 nt
Organism: Clunio marinus
Lineage: Eukaryota; Metazoa; Arthropoda; Insecta; Diptera; Chironomidae
Source: the annotation of a GenBank genome assembly